This is a messenger RNA of Gracilinanus agilis (Agile Gracile Mouse Opossum), 670 nucleotides long. Its product is annotated as U1 small nuclear ribonucleoprotein C. The record is from RefSeq and is a predicted model, not a curated record. The transcript has a single exon. Gene Ontology annotation, cellular component: U1 snRNP; nucleus. Gene Ontology annotation, biological process: mRNA 5'-splice site recognition; spliceosomal snRNP assembly; mRNA splicing, via spliceosome. Gene Ontology annotation, molecular function: pre-mRNA 5'-splice site binding; zinc ion binding. Bases 1 to 417 code for a protein of 138 amino acids. Lineage: Eukaryota; Metazoa; Chordata; Mammalia; Didelphimorphia; Didelphidae.
AUGCCCAAGUUUUACUGCGAUUACUGCGACACGUACCUCACUCAUGACUCUCCAUCUGUGAGGAAGACCCACUGCAGUGGAAGGAAGCACAAAGAGAAUGUGAGAGACUAUUAUCAAAAAUGGAUGGAAGAGCAAGCCCAGAGCCUGAUUGAUAAAACAACCACAGCAUUUCAACAAGGAAGAAUUCCUCCCAAUCUGUUCUCUGCUCCUCCCCUAGGAGGACCCAUGAUUCCACCUCCCCACCCUAGCAUGAUGGGACCCCCCCCUCCUGGGAUGAUGCCUGUGGGGCCUCCUCCUGGCAUGAGGAUGCCCAUGGGAGGCCACAUGCCUAUGAUGCCUGGCCCUCCGAUGAUGAGACCCCUUCCCCAUCCCAUGAUGGUGCCCACUCGCCCAGUGAUGCCCAGACCAGACAGAUAAAAAGGAGGGAAUAGGAGGAGGCUCAUUUCAGAUUUCAGAUCUUUGUUCUUUUUCACCAGAACAUCAUGGUGCUUGGCUUCAGACAUAUUUGUGUUUUUUGUUUUUCUCUUCUUUUUCCCCUUUCCCUUUAAAAACAUAGACAUUCUUUUAUAUCACUGUUACUUUCCAGUGAUCCCCCCUUCCCCUGUCCUUCAAUAUAUCCCUCCCCUGUGAUAAGCACAGUGAAGAAUAAAUAAAUAUAUAUUGGACAUGU